Messenger RNA from Pseudomyrmex gracilis, 4825 nucleotides. It is a transcript of the gene jub, whose product is annotated as LIM domain-containing protein jub. Gene Ontology annotation, biological process: positive regulation of miRNA-mediated gene silencing; cytoskeleton organization; regulation of DNA-templated transcription. Gene Ontology annotation, cellular component: transcription regulator complex; nucleus; adherens junction. Lineage: Eukaryota; Metazoa; Arthropoda; Insecta; Hymenoptera; Formicidae. Gene Ontology annotation, molecular function: transcription corepressor activity. Bases 549 to 3173 code for a protein of 874 amino acids. The record is from RefSeq and is a predicted model, not a curated record. The transcript has 6 exons.
UCGCGACACCUAUCGCAGAUUUCUGUCUUGACAGAAGACGAUGCACGCUAACUUGUCUGAGCAUUGUUACGUGCGUGUUGCGCCGUCGCAUAAAUUUUCGCAGGUGGUGAUUUUUCGGUGUUGUAACGAGAGGAGCCCGAGGUGUGCUCCGAUCGGAGUGUCGGCACUUGGGAAGCAGUGACGCGAUCCGAAGCGCCUUGAUCGAGGGGCGUAGCCCGAAAUCAAGGAAGAAAUAAGAGCCUUGUUGUUGCGGUUCCGUACGCACGACAUACAUCUAGCUUUGGGUUUCGUGUUUGUCUCGUGAGAUUACGAGAACGCGUAUGUAAGAAGAGUUGUAAGCGAAAGAGAGAGGGAAGGAGCAUAGUUGGGAGAAAUCUGUUUAACAAUCGGGAUGAUGAUGAGAUAUCACAACGUAUAUAAUGUUGAAUCGUUUUGAGAUAAACUCAUCGACAGUGUCUUGAUUCUGAGAGUUCGAUUGAAGUGCACACAAAGGGUUAGACGACAUUCUGAGUCAUCCGUUAUCGACGUGCCAACAAGAAUCUCUGCUAAUGUGCAAUUCAGCAGAUACUUCCUACGUACAAAAGUUAGGUUACUUGAAUCUUGGGGAUGACACCGACGGUAAUACGUCGAAUGUGUCCAGAGUAUCAGGCUCUAGACCUGAGGGCCAAGUACCUGUAUCUAGAAACAGAUAUGACGGCAGAACGUCCGGUAGACCGGUCGGUGCUAUUGAGAGCUUUAUUGAAAGCAAUUCUUCAGAUGUUUCUCGACAGACAACUACCACCGACUAUAAAUUGUACGAACGUGAAAAUAUAAUAGCUGCUUCACGUUUUGCUACCCCCAAGCCAGUAGAACAAAUUAGCGCGCAGCAACAACAGCAGCAACAAAAUCAGGCUCGUGGAAAUCACCAACAAGCUCCUGUUUAUGAAAAUAUAGAUUAUUAUCCGCAGCAAAAUCAGCCUUCUUAUUAUCAUACAAUAGAAUCUAGAAAAAGUCCCAAAAGCAGUCCUAGAGGUUCGUUGGUUGGCGAGUCGUAUGAAGGAAAUUUCAGGAAAGCUCAGCCACAAGUGCCAACAGGCAAUCGUUACCAAAAUGCAUCACCAGCAAAAGAAUUACCUCCUUAUGAGGCUCCGCCAGUAUACGAAAAUAUACAGGAAGUACAUUUUUCUGAGAACAUGCAAAAUAAGCCAGGACCUCAAGUUCCUCCAAAUUAUUAUCAUCCAGCGAAUAUCAAUGGCGGUGAUUAUGUUAUUAUGACCGGAAAAGUGAAUCAGUCUCAACGAAUGUCUCAAAAUUUAUCAUAUACCCAACAAAGAAGUGGAAGUAUACGUGGUCAAAGUUAUGAUUCGAAUUUACGAUCGAUUGAACCAUCUAGGUACUUACAGAGCUCAUCCUCUACCUCUUCGGAUCAUCAGUCUGGAAGAAGCGCUUAUGUACCUCCUUCUGAACUACAACCGCCAAACAGAAACUUUAAUUACAGCAGCUCUGAUCAACAACAGUCUCCUAGAUCUAGUUUACCGUAUCACAGUGAAUCUCCUCCGAUACGCUUACCACCAGAACCUCAUCAUUAUCGCAGUUCAUUGGACAACACUGUAAGCGGGCAACAAGGAUUCCGUGCUACAAAUCAGAUUGAUAAUAACCAAUCUCCUCAGUAUCGACAGGAUAAUUCACAGAAUUACAAACAAUAUAUUGAAGCUUCUUCGAGAACUACAAAUGCGAAUUUUACAGGAGAUUCACAAGCUAGAAAUUCCCCGGUAUACGGGAUUCGCUCAGGAGAACAGACAGCGUGUCGCAAUCCACCGUGCUAUUCUCCAAAUCGAGCAAUGCCUCAAAAUGAUAGAAAUUAUUAUCAUCAAGAGAAUCGAUCGGAUUUUCCGGUGAGAAAUUCUCCUGUUUAUUCUUCAAAUCGUUCCACCGAACACUUGAGACUAGGCGCGCUACAACAAAAUGACAGAAACUAUAUAUCAGAUUUAUCAGAUACCUCAGCUACGAGGAGUUCACCUCUAUAUUCUCCAAAUCGAAGUGAUCCUACUAGAGCUAUAAUUGCUAACAACAAUGCAACAAGAGAAUCUCCAAAAACAAGUCCAACGCAUGCUCAGAUGUCGUCAGAUAUUGUAUCGCAGAAUGUAAUUAAUUCGCCCAGACAUGGACUGUCUCUUUCAUCCAAUACUAUUGGAAGUCCUGUACGUGGACAGGUGCAAGCUCCUGUUACUAGUGCUUCGACUGCAUCUCAUGAAACUGACACCAAUACUAGUCCUAAAAUCACUAGCCUUCCUCCCGGUGUCACGAGCGGAGUCGCAGGACCUGUAUUAUCAAACAAUGCAGGGAUGCAUAUAUUGCAAAGAUCUUCCAAUCCGGAAGUAGAAGAGAAAAAGUCUGUCAGUCCACCAAUCAAGCCUACACCCGGGAAAGGAUUGCUACCUUACAAUGUCAUUUCUAAACCUUCGGGACCGACAGAAGCAGAAAGGAAAAUUGAAGAGUUGACAAGACAACUAGAAGAAGAAAUGGAAAAGCAGGAAGAGGAAGGAGAAUACUUUGGUAUUUGCCAUACAUGUGGUGAGAAAGUGACUGGCGCCGGACAAGCUUGUCAAGCGAUGGGCAACCUCUAUCACACCAAUUGCUUCAUAUGCUGUUCCUGUGGAAGGGCGCUCCGUGGUAAAGCUUUUUAUAACGUUCACGGAAGGGUUUAUUGUGAGGAAGAUUAUUUGUAUUCUGGUUUCCAACAAACGGCCGAGAAAUGCGCUAUUUGCGGCCACCUCAUUAUGGAAAUGAUACUGCAAGCGAUGGGCAAAUCGUAUCACCCGGGCUGCUUUAGGUGCUGCGUAUGUAACGAAUGUCUCGAUGGCGUUCCUUUCACCGUCGACGUAGACAAUAAGAUCUACUGCGUAAACGAUUAUCACAGAAUGUUUGCGCCCAAGUGCGCAUCGUGUGGCAAGGGAAUCACGCCAGUUGAGGGAACUGAGGAGACAGUCAGAGUAGUUUCUAUGGACAAAGACUUUCACGUGGACUGCUACGUUUGCGAGGAUUGUGGUAUGCAGUUGACCGACGAGCCCGAUAAACGCUGUUACCCACUCGACGGUAGGCUCAUGUGUCGUGCGUGUCACAUCCAACGCAUAUCGCACACGCAACCGAGAGCGCCGCAACCGGUGUCGGCUAGCUAUCAGUUUAUGGGCUAAGUUGCACUGAUAAUCGUGCUGCUAUGGGAAAUUUCUUUCGAACUGCGCAUACACAACGGUCAUUUGAUAACGAAUACCAUGGAAACCACGCUGCCAACUGUAUAAGUUACACUUGAUUAAAGGGGAAGGGGGACAAAAAGGGAGCUCUUUCUAUUCGAUUGGCGAUACGUUAAGAAAAUUGUGCCGUACAUAAUAGAAGAUAUAUCGAAUAAAACAAUUUACAUUUAGGAAUAUUGCGAGCACGAAUAAUGGAAUAUGAUACGAGUCCGACUUUGCAAAAUAUCAAUUUAAUAUAGAAAAGUUAAUCGAUGAUUCGUUUAUAAAUCAUGUAUCGCGCAGGACUCUCGCUGCUAAUAACUGUUAAUCUAUUAUGAUAUCUAUUAUGCUAAUAAUAGAGUUGCUAUUAUUAUUAUACUUUCGUCAAGCGCAAGAUAUCAAAACAAUAUAUAUAUAUAUACAUAUAUAUAUAUAUAUAUAUAUAUAUACAUUUUAUCACUGAUAGCUCAUAAUUUUAUACAACACACGAUUGAUACGAAAGAACAGUCAAUUUACCGAGUACUAAGUGUUUUUAAACGAAUCUUGAAACAUCGCGAUUUUAAUUAAUUAAUUGUUUCUUUUACACAAACGUGUCAUUUUGACAUAAAUUUCAAGACUGGAUAGAAAAUCGAAAUUAUUACACUGCCCUCUUGGGAUCAUUUUAUCAGUAAACGUAGCACGUAAUUACUAAAACACUUGGUUUUAAUCGAAUCGAAAACCGAUGAUCUAGAAGUAAGUGGUUACAUGUUUAAUAUAUAUGCGAUUCUUUAUUUAUUUAGCGAAGGUAUUCUUUCCUCGAACGUACUGGUCUUAGUAGGAUGAAUAAGUUGCGUAGGCAACUGUGAUAUAAUAGCAUAAUAGGUUUAUUGUUACGCAAACUCCAUACUUUUUAGCGCAUGUAUAUAAUAUUCAUCACGGUCUUUUUACUACAUGUUUAUUAUAACGGACAAAUACGACGAAUAAACUUCGGGAACAUUCCUAUGAAUUUUCUCCGUCGCGAAAUAUUUCAUCGUACUUUGUACAUUUAUAAAAGCGACUUUAUUAUUACGAAUAAAGACAUACAAAUUCGGUUUUUUAGCACGGCAGUCAACGUGUUGACGGUAUUUAUUAAAACGAUUACGUCGGUCUCACUAUAAGAACUGUAAUAUUCAUGUUUACCAAUAAUUGAAUGGUAUACUUCGAGAGUUAUAGUGACGCGUUUGAUAUUUUCGCGGCGCACAAAGAACGAAGACUGGAGAAGCGUAUGAGUGUAGUAUCGAUAGUGACAAUAUUAUAGCAAUCGUUUGCGUUCAGCAGAAUGCACUCACUGUGCAACGGUUUACGAUGUUUUUUAACCGUUGAUAGUUAAAAAGCUACUGUGUGCAACAGAAAAUGACAAAAAUCAUAAACGGUUGCGUUCUGCCAAACGCAGCUAUUGAAAGACGCACAACUCAAGCUGCCAAAUAAAUGUGUUGUUACUCUUUACAACCUAAUUGUUUCGAUAUAAAAUUUAAGUAGAGCUUUAAGUCCGCGCGCGCGUAUUGUAGAUAGAACUAUAACUCUAUUUAAAUCGCAUAUAGCAUGUGUAAAAACUCGACAAUCUUUCAAUAAAGACGAUUCUACAAUGAGCAAUUUUA